AUGGUACAGAAGAAUGAAAAGGUAGUCGUGGUCGAGGAUGAUGACGACGAGAUAGAGUCGGUCAAGUCACCAAUCAGAUCGAGCCCUUAUCAUUUGCUGGGCGCAUUCUGUUUCAUAUUGGCGCUGGUGGCGGCGGUGGUCUGCUGCCUCACCAGCACACUGAUCAACACAGACUCGGUCAGGAUACGCGGAUACAUCUUCUUUGCGACAUUCAUCACAUUCAUCAUACUGCUGUUCUUCUGUCUGUGCUGCACGUACUAUCUGGGCGCGUCGAAGGAGGCCUGGGAGACGCCGGCCUUCAACGGCGUGCGCUGGAACUUCACCAACAUCGUGGCCAUGGCGGGCCUCUUUGUGGAGUUCCUUCAGAUCUGCUCGUUCUCGUUCAACGCGACGUUUGGCGCCUUCCUCGGCUCCAACUACUUUGAGGCGUUCAAGUACGUGGCCACACCAUACGCACGCGGCCCCUACUUUGAGGUGGCCUACUGGGUGAUGUUCGUCAUUGCCUUCUCGCCCUACAUCUUUGUCAUUGCCAUCCGUAUCCUUAUCUACAUCUACGGCAUCAAGCGCGGCGCCGAGUCUGCCGCAAAUGUCGUCGAGCGCUACCAGGACAACAUCUACUCGAUCCUCUGGUUCCUGGUCAACACACUCUACUUCCCAGUCAUCACAAUGAUGUUGGCAGGCAUUGGCUGCACAUUCUCCAACGGUGUCGAAGCCACCCUGGACGCCGACUCGUCGAUCGUAUGUCUGCGCGGCAAGCACAUCGCCUUCCUCGUUUGCACGAUGAUCGCGCUCAUCAUCUACUACCCGGCCGCCUCGUUCGCUCAGUCGCAGACACAGAACAUCUCGGACAUCAAGUUCAAGCCCAAGGUCGUGUUUGUCAUGUUGCAAGGCAAGGCCAUCAUGGGAGCCAUCUGUGUGGCCUUUGGAUAUCAAAAGUACUGGGCCUACAUCUCAACAGUGGUCGUGAUCAACUUCUUCUUCCUGACGCUCAACAUCUUCUUCCAGCCAUGCCUGCUGACCUGGGUCAACCGAGUGCGCACCGUCUUCUUCUCGCUGUCGUUCUGGGCGUCCAUUGUGCUGGCCGUCACCAACAUCCGCUUCUUCAACAAGAAGACCGGUCAGCUCGACGAGCAGCUGGCCGUCACACCACUGAUCAUGCUGCUGGUUGGCUGGAUGGUCAUCAUUAUUGUGCUCACAGGAGUCUUCCUGGGCUAUCGUCACAUCUACCAACAACUGCGCAGCAAACUGAGCGGCAAGGCGACCCCCGAGAAGGAGUCGUCCAAGCGCGCCAACAGCAUCGACAACGAGCUGGACGAAUUGGACACGAUCACCCCGGCCGCCACUGGCGCACCCACGAUCACGGUCACGAACGCCCCGCUCUCGUCCUCGCCCAAAUCAACAGAGUUAUCAUCGUCGGACCAGAGCAACAGAUCAACGCUGUCCAAUCAUACACAUGAUGGUCUGUCCGAUGGUCGUUAA
Messenger RNA from Acytostelium subglobosum LB1, 1479 nucleotides. RefSeq lists its product as hypothetical. NCBI's taxonomy places the organism in Eukaryota, Evosea, Eumycetozoa, Acytosteliales, Acytosteliaceae. The transcript has a single exon. Bases 1 to 1479 code for a protein of 492 amino acids. The record is from RefSeq and is a predicted model, not a curated record.